Molecule: messenger RNA, 4092 nt
Organism: Oxyura jamaicensis (ruddy duck)
Lineage: Eukaryota; Metazoa; Chordata; Aves; Anseriformes; Anatidae
Product: protein NYNRIN-like
Exons: 2
Coding region: 1-4092 (1363 amino acids)
Biological process (GO): virion assembly; proteolysis; DNA integration
Molecular function (GO): nucleic acid binding; aspartic-type endopeptidase activity; RNA-DNA hybrid ribonuclease activity
Source: RefSeq, a predicted model, not a curated record
AUGAUAAUUAAAACCCAGAAUCCGGAUUGGGAUGACAUUCAAGUAAUACUAGACACCUUAAUGGAUUCAACAGAGAAGGAUAUGGUAUUACGAGCUGCUAGGGACAGAGCUCGUGAGGAUAUUCGGAAUGGAUUGGUACCCGGGAAUGUUGAUCAGAACUUCCCCACUGAGGAUCCGCAGUGGGAUUAUAAUACUGGGGAGGGAAUGAGAAGGCUGAAGAGGUAUCAGGAUUGGGUACAAAUUGGUGUACAAAAUGCUAUGCCUCGGACCAUAAACUGGUCGAAAUUAUAUAAUGUGAGGCAAGAAAAGGCGGAAUCACCUUCCGCAUUUCUGGAGAGAUUGAAGGAAACUGCUAAAAAAUACACUGAUUUGGACAUAGAAACCGACCAGGCUAAAGCUCAGCUAGCCCUUAUUUUCUUAGGGCAGUCACAGGAAGAUAUUCGGAAAAAGCUACAGAAACUGGAAGGUGUGGACUUGAGGAACAUGGAUAAGUUAUUAGAGGUAGCUUGGAAGGUAUAUAAUAAUAGGGAGAAGGAAACAAGCAAGAGACAGCAACAGGGUUUGCUGGCUGUAAUUCAGGGGCGAGGAGGUUUGGGACUAAGGGGAAAUAAGGAGGUAAAGUUUCUUAUUGACACAGGAGCUACAUAUUCAGUACUUAAUGAAUUAGAUGGGAAGGUGGGGAAUAAAAAGACUACAAUUGUAGGUGCCACGGGGAAGGAAGAGGUACGGCCAUUCCUUCGACCCCUCGAUUUACGGUUUGGGGGUAAAGAGAUAACCCAUGAAUUCUUGUAUAUGCCAGACUGCCCAGUCCCUCUUUUGGGACGGGACCUGUUAACGAAAUUGAAUGCCACCCUGGUCUUCGAGAAUGGGGAGUUAAUUAUGAAAGUUCCGGAAUCAAAAGUAGGACAGAUUUUGAUGAUUACAGAGAAGGCCGUCCCACGGAUACCAAAAGAGGUAGAGGAUGCAGUCAUACCUACAGUUUGGGAGACAGACGUACCUGGAAAAUCAAAGGGAGCACAACCUGUAAAGAUAGAGUUGAAGGAAGGGGUUAGGCCAGUUCGGAUCAGGCAGUACCCAUUAAAACUGGAAACAAGGUUGGGAAUAGUGAAUAUAAUAGACAAAUUUCUUAAUUACCAUAUUUUGGAGGAGUGCAAAUCAGAAUAUAACACCCCAAUCUUCCCAGUAAAGAAACCCAAUGGGGAAUAUAGGCUAGUACAGGACCUUAGGGCAAUAAAUGAAAUAACAAAAGACAUCCAUCCAGUGGUGGCUAAUCCUUACACAUUGUUAACAUCUGUGAAGGAGAAAUAUAAAUGGUUUACAGUAAUAGAUUUAAAAGAUGCUUUCUUCUGCAUACCCAUUGACAAGGAUAGCAGGAAACUUUUUGCCUUCGAGUGGGAAAAUCCACACAACGGAUGGAAGAUGCAGUUAACUUGGACAAGGCUCCCGCAAGGAUUCAAGAAUAGUCCAACUCUCUUCGGUAGUCAAUUGGCUAAGGAAAUAGAAGACUGGACUAAGCAAGGAUGUAUCCAGGUACCAAGGGACCAAUAUUUGUUACUACAAUAUGUGGAUGAUAUAUUAAUAGCUACCGAGGAGGAAUCACAGUGCAUCCAGGUAACUAUUGAAAUCUUAAAUCAAUUAGGAAUGAAUGGAUAUAAGGUCUCAAAAGAAAAGGUACAGAUUGCAUGCUUAACAGUAAUAUAUUUAGGAUGUGAAAUUUCACAAGGACAAAGAAGAUUAGGAGUCAAUCGAAUACGGGCUAUCUGCGAUAUUCCCGAACCUCAAAACUUACAUGAACUGAGGGCCUUCUUGGGUAUGACUGGUUGGUGCAGGCUAUGGGUAAUGGACUAUGGGCUCAUAGCUAAACCUCUCUAUGAAGCUCAAAAGGCCCAUGUGCUUGUCUGGGGAAAAGAACAAAAGGAGGCUUUCAGGAAGAUGAAAGAGGCCCUCACAAAGGCACCCGCUUUAGGUUUGCCUGACCUGUCAAAAGAUUUCCAAUUAUUUGUCCAUGAAAGACAGCGAUUAGCUUUGGGGGUGCUAACUCAACGGUUAGGGAGCUGGAAACGACCAGUGGGAUAUUUCUCCAAACAGUUAGAUGCAGUAAGUGCAGGGUGGCCUUCGUGUUUAAGGGCGGUAGCAGCUACAGUCCUCCUAAUCCAAGAAGCUAGAAAACUCACCUUGGGGAAACGCAUUGAAGUAUUUGUGCCACAUAUGGUAACUACAGUUUUGGAACAAAAGGGGGGUUAUUGGUUAUCACCUAGUCGAAUGAUGAAGUACCAGGCUAUACUAACUGAGCAGGAUGAUGUGACCCUAAACACAACUAAUCUGUUGAACCCAGCAGUUUUUCUAGGAACAUCGCCGGAAGAAGGAAGUCUGAACCAUAACUGUAUGGAAGUCAUUGAAUAUACGUAUGCCAGCAGGGCGGACUUGAAGGACACACCCCUAGAAAGGUAUGAUUGGGAACUUUUUACUGAUGGUAGUAGUUUUGUGGAAAACGGGACCCGAUAUGCAGGAUACGCAGUAACGACUUCAAGAACUAUAAUCGAAGUGAAUUCUCUAACCCCCGGGACCUCAGCACAGCGGGCAGAAAUAAUAGCCCUUACGCGAGCAUUAGAGUUGAGUGAAGGAAAGGAAGUGAAUAUAUGGACGGAUUCAAAAUAUGCCUUUGGAGUAGUGCAUGUGCAUGGAGCGUUAUGGAAGGAGAGAGGACUGCUGUCUUCGCAAGGAGCUAACAUAAAGCAUCAAGAGGAAAUAAUGAAAUUAAUAACGGCUGUGCAAAAACCCCGGCAAGUGGCCAUAAUGCACUGUAAGGCCCAUCAAGGAGGAACAUCAGAAGUUGUAGAAGGAAAUAGGCUGGCAGAUCAGACAGCUCGACGGGUUGCACGAGAGGUAUGGAAACUGAUGGCCUUGAUUCCGUCGAAGGUAGGUCUCUCUCGUUUUAACUUCCCAAAGUUCCCAAGGUACUCCCAGGAGGAUGAGAAGCUGGCAAAACUGAUGAAGGCUCAAAAGAAUUCUGACGGAUGGUAUGUGACUGCUACCGGACAGGUGGUGAUACCCUCUUUGAUAAUGCGAGAAAUAUUACAAACAAAACACAACGAAUGUCACUGGGGUGCAGAAGCGAUUGUAACUUAUUUAAAACAUAAUAUUGUCUCAGUACAUAUGUUAACAAUGGCAAAGGCAGUGAUGUCCAAGUGUGAAAUUUGCUUAAAGAAUAACCCAGUGGCAAGAAAACAUGCCGAAAUGGGACGAAUUCGAACAGGCAUGGAACCAGGUGAUUACUGGCAAAUCGAUUUUAUAGAAUUACCAAGAACAAGGGGAUAUAAGUAUCUAUUAGUGGGGGUAGAUACCUUUUCUGGAUGGCUGGAGGCCCUUCCCUGUCGCACCAAUCAAGCAAGGGAAACAGUGAAGUGGCUCCUACGGGAGAUUAUCCCUAGGUUUGGUGUACCAUUAGGUAUCUCUUCAGAUAGGGGACCACAUUUCGUUGCAACUGUGGUUAAAGAUGUUAGUAGAUUAUUGGGAAUCUCCUGGAAUUUACAUACCCCGUGGAGACCCCAGUCCAGUGGUCAAGUAGAGCGAAUGAAUCAGACCUUGAAAGGGCAAAUAAGUAAGAUCUGUCAGGAAGCUAAGAUACAAUGGCCACAGGCCUUGCCGAUAGCUUUAUUACGAAUCAGAAUAAAACCCAGAAGUGGAAUGUCUGUAAGCCCUUUUGAGAUUAUGUAUGGAAAACCUUAUGAAUCCCCCGAGCCAAAUCCAAGUAUGCAUAUUGGUGGUAAACAAGAUGUUUAUAAUUAUGUUUUAUCUCUUGGCAAAACCUUAGCUCGACUACGCAGUGUCCUGGUGUGGAAUCGACCUUUGUCUCUGGAAAAUCCUGUGCAUGAUGUUCAACCAGGGGAUACAGUUUAUAUUAAGAACUGGAAUGAAGAACCUUUAAAGGAACGGUGGGCCGGACCCUAUCAGGUCUUACUGACAACCUUUACGGCUAUCAAGGUAGAAGGAGUGGAUGCCUGGAUACAUUACACCCGAGUGAAACGGGUACCAAGACUUUGGGAAGCUCAACCAAUAGGUCCUACUAAACUGAGGAUACGAAGUAUAUAA